AUGGUAACCACGCUCACAAGGCUUAGUACUUCAGCAACAGCGCAUUUACCUAAAUUAAGUUCUCUUAAACGAACGUUUCGGCGGAUAAGAAAUGAGGAAGAUACUUCACCACCAAACCCAAAAUCACCAAGUGAUUUAAUGAUUCCCCAAAAAUACCAAUUGACGAACGAUGAACAACCAUUUUUACUAUACGAUAGUGGUCCAAGAGAAGACCGAAUACUUUUAUUUUCAACCGAAAGAAAUUUACGUCUUAUGGAAAACUGUAAACAUUGGUAUGCAGACGGAACAUUUUCGACAUCGCCUUCAUUGUUUACUCAAAUAUAUACGAUACAUGGUGUACAGUACAGUAAUGUUUUCCCAUCAGUGUUUGCAUUAUUACCAAAUAAAAUGGAAUCUACAUAUUGUCGCCUAUUCGAAGCAUUGAAAUCAAUAAUACUUGAAUUGAAUCCGGACACGAUUAUGAUUGAUUUCGAGAAAGCGGCCAUGAAUGCCAUUUCAAAAACAUUUCCAGUUACAAAAAUUCGAGGUUGUUUUUUUCAUUUUACACAGUCCGUUUGGAGACACGUUCAACAAGCUGGACUUCAACAAAAAUAUACUGAAGAUUCAGAAUUCGCUCUACAAAUCAGAAUGAUGAGUGCCCUUAGUUUUGUACCUAUAGGCUAUAGCUAA
Molecule: messenger RNA, 669 nt
Organism: Myzus persicae (green peach aphid)
Lineage: Eukaryota; Metazoa; Arthropoda; Insecta; Hemiptera; Aphididae
Exons: 3
Coding region: 1-669 (222 amino acids)
Source: RefSeq, a predicted model, not a curated record